AUGCCUUCUGGCCCUCCAAGUCGAUUAUACGCAUGGGUGUAUCUUGCACGAAAAUACGCUGAGCUUUUAGUAAGGCUACCAUUUAUAGGCAUCUGGUACAUUCCCAAAUCCAACCGGCCUUACCCUGGAUGGUCUUGGGGACGAGCGCUCCUCGUUUAUGUGGCUAAUUUUACAUGGGAGAUUCCUUAUCGCACGGGCCGUUUGCUCGACCGAGAUAUUAACAGAGAAGUUCCGGCUAAGGAGUGCAUGGGUACUAAAUUCAUGUGGAUUCAGCCUGUGCCAGAGCAUUUUAUUCAAGGCGAGAUCAAGGGCUAUGCUGAAUCUGCCAAAGUUAAACCAUGUCGCAUCCCCGCUUAUGGAUUUGGAGAUUGGGGCCAAGAAAAGCUUCUACAUGCGCGGGAUAGCGAAAAGAUUGUUAUGCAUUGUCACGGAGGUGCUUACGUGAGUCGAACUGCCCACCCAGAGGACCUGACUGCUGGAGUUUCUAAGGGGAUAGUGAAAUUCAGCAAACCAACUGUUUCUCGUACGCUAUCUAUCGAGUAUCGCUUGAGCAGCUCGGCUCCCUGGCCGUCGAAAUGGCCAUUCCCUACGGGUUUGAUCGAUGCUCUAUCAGGGUACCAUUAUCUUAUCAAUACUCUCGGAUUUAAACCUCAGAACAUUAUCAUAUCCGGCGACAGUGCUGGAGGAAACCUUGUCCUUGGGCUGGUUAGAUAUCUUCGGGACAACCCUCAGAUUGGCCUCCCACUCCCUGGUGGGCUACUGCUAGUCUCUCCUUGGUGUGAUCUAGGAGAAACCCACUUGCACCAGCGCCCUGAUGGCCUCAGUGUUAAAAAUCACGAUCGACGCAGCGACUUUAUAGCUGGCGACUGGAUAUCUUCUGACUCGACGUUAAGAUACGGCAUCCGUUCAUUCCUCGGCAGUCACCUUUCCCCCACCGAUGCCAGGAAGAAUCCUUACAUAAGUCCCGCUUCGCUUGACUUGGACGAACAAAUUGUAGCCACAAUGUUUGACAACUUCCCUAGGACUUAUCUCGUUUAUGGAGAGGCCGAAAUUCUCGUAGACGAAAACAGAACGCUAUACGAACGCAUGGUCAGAAACGUUGGCCCAGAUCGGAUCGUGAAAGACGAAGUACCUGACGCGAUGCACGAUGUGUUCGCUCUUGAAAUCUGGGAACCUGAAUAUAGCGAAGCUCACAGGAGGUUUGCUUCGUGGGCUGCCUCCCUGCCUUGA
Rhizoctonia solani is the source of this 1230-nucleotide messenger RNA. RefSeq names its product alpha/beta hydrolase family protein. The coding region runs from base 1 to 1230 and encodes 409 amino acids. Gene Ontology annotation, molecular function: hydrolase activity. Lineage: Eukaryota; Fungi; Basidiomycota; Agaricomycetes; Cantharellales; Ceratobasidiaceae. The transcript is spliced from 3 exons. The record is from RefSeq and is a predicted model, not a curated record.